AUGGACGAUGACCAGUACGAUGAGUUUGGGAACCCGCUGCACGGGGAUGCAUACGAGAGCAGCGGUGAUGAGACGGGCGAGACGGGCGCACAAUUAGUGAGGCGUGAGAGCGCGGAUGAGCACGGCGAGGCGGCGCGGGACCUUGUACUGCAGCGCGCGGAGGAAUCGGUGUACGGGCCGGAUGUGGAGCUUUUGGUGGAGCUUGAGGACCGUGAGGGCCUGGGCGUGCCGCUGGUGAAGGCGGAGAGCGAGCGGCGGCGAGUCGAGACCGCGGUGUUCACGCAGCGGGACAGGAAUGUGCCGAGGGCACGGUACGAUCGCGAGUACAUGAUGCAGCUGGCGUGCGCGCCGGAGCGGUGCCGGGCUGCGUGCGUGGUCGGGGCGCUACACAGCGGCAAAACCUCGCUGCUUGAUCUGCUGGCGGUGCAGGCGCACGAGCGUCUUCCGUACAUGUCCAAGGCGAUGCGGCAGGGCUGGAAGCCGCUGAAGUACACGGACAGCCUGAAGAUUGAGAUCGAGCGCGGCGUGAGCAUGAAGCUCAAUGGGUUCACGUUUCUGGGAGCAGAUGGGCGCGGGCAAUCGCACGUGCUGACACUGAUCGAUACGCCGGGUCACGUGAACUUCAUGGACGAGACAGCCGUCGCAAUGCGGGCGUGCGACGUGUGCAUUGUUGUCGUCGAUGUGGUGGAGGGCCUCUCAUCGGUAGUGGAAUCGCUGAUCAAGCGGGCGGAGCGGCUCGGCCUGCCGUUGAUCUUUGUGCUGAACAAGAUAGACAGGCUGCUGCUGGAGCUGAAGCUGCCAGUCAAGGACUGCUCGCUGAAGCUGCAUGCUUUGGUCGACAAGAUCAAUGCGUACACUCAAGGGCGGUACUCGCCGGAGCGUGGCAACGUGCUGUUUGCAUCUUCGAAACUCGGUUUUACUUUCACGCUGGAGGAGUUUGUAAAAUACUACUACGCGCCGAAACUGCAAGCGGGGUCCUCUGAAUUGGUGGAGCGGUUGUGGGGACGUGUUUAUUUCCACAAGGGCCAGUUCUCGCUUCACCCGAACCCUGAGAACGAAGUCACGUUUGUGCAAUUCGUUCUGAAACCGCUAUACAAGAUUAUCACACACACCCUGUCCAAAGAUCCGAGCGAUAUUGAGCGCUUGCUACACCAAGAACUAGGAAUAUCCCUCGGCGAUAUACCGCCGGAUGUCGACCAAGUACCGCUGCUGAAGAUGGUCAUGGGGCGCGUAUUUGGUGACGAAACGGGGUUGAUCGAUGCUAUUGUCAAGCAUGGCCAACCUUCGACCUACAAGUCUCAGAAGGAGCUUCCUGUGAAUGCAGACGGUACUGUUGCACAUGUUCUAAAGCUCAUGGAAUAUGGCGGUGAACUCUGGUCCCUAGUGCGUAUAUACAGUGGCGAACUCCGUGCAAAAGAUUUCGUGUCGGUGAUAAAUGAAUCACAAGACGUAUCUGCUAUUGAAGAAGAUGAAAUAACUAAGGUACAGGUCGGGCAGGUUGCACUUCUAGGGGGGAGGUAUAUUUUGCCUGUGACGCAUGCUUCUGCAGGACAGCUUGUGCUGGUGAAGGGUCUGGACGAAUACUAUACCAAGUCCGCCACGAUUUUCACAGGGCCCGCUGUCUGCUUCCCGCUCAUCGACUACUACAAUGAGCCUGUCUUCAAAGUUGUCGUUCAGCCGCAAGUGCCGAGCGAGCUGCCGAAAUUGCUCGACGGGCUCAAUCUAGUUCAUAAACUCUAUCCUGGUGCUGUGAUCAAGGUCGAAGAAACAGGAGAGCAAGUCAUUUUCGGUUCGGGAGAACUCUACCUGGACACACUCCUGUACGAUCUGCGACAGAACUGCGCCAAGAUCGAGAUCAAGGUUUCCAUGCCCCUUGUGAAGUUUUCUGAAGGUUGUAGCGAUACGUCCUUCGCAGCCAUCCCGGUAUCUUCGCCGGACGGUAAAAUCAAGCUUGUCAUAAGCGCAGAGCCUCUUCAACAAGAGCUCAUUCGUGACCUGACAAGAGGUAAGCUGGUGAGCUCGGAACUCCAGGACAUGAAGACGUUGGCCAGGAAACUAAGAAAUGACUAUGGAUGGGAUUCCUUGGCGGCCCGCAGCGUGCGGUCGUUCCACAACUGCAACGUCUUCCUGGAUGACACGCUCCCGGACGAAGUCGACAAGGGUUUGGUGAACGCCGUCAUGCGCCAUAUCCUCCAGGGCUUUAAAUGGGCCCUACGGGAAGGCCCGCUUGCAGAAGAGCCCAUAUACGGGGUCCAGUUUAAGCUGCUAGACUUGCAGAUCGAGGGCGACCAUUCAUCAUCGUCUAUCCAGCUCGUGGCACUCGUCCGCCGCGCCUGCUACAUCGCGCUGCUGACCGCCGUGCCAGUCAUUCUAGAGCCUAUCUACGAGGUUGAUAUUGUUGUGCACGAGGUCCUGGCCUCCAUCGUCAAAAACUUGUUCGCUAAACGCCGCAGCGCACGCAUUUACAAGAUCGAGGCAAUUGUGGGCACGCCGCUCAUAGAGGUUAAGGGACAGAUGCCAGUAAUUGAAUCGGUGGGUUUCGAAACGGAUCUCCGUCUCGCGACGAGUGGGGGCGCAAUGUGCCAAAUGCAUUUCUGGAACAAAAUUUGGCAUAAGGUUCCGGGUGAUGUCAUGGACGAAGAAGCCGUCAUACCAAAGCUCAAGCCAGCUCCGAUGGAUAGCUUAAGUCGAGAUUUCGUCAUGAAAACGCGCCGCCGCAAGGGGCUGUCUUCAGAAGGAUACCAGAGCAACAAUGGGCCCACACUAGAGAAGUACAUAGAGCCGGAGUUAUACGCCAAGCUAAGAGAGAGAGGCCUCGUGUGA
Eremothecium gossypii ATCC 10895 is the source of this 2823-nucleotide messenger RNA. RefSeq names its product U5 snRNP GTPase SNU114 (gene SNU114). Gene Ontology annotation, cellular component: U2-type catalytic step 2 spliceosome; U4/U6 x U5 tri-snRNP complex; cytosol. Bases 1 to 2823 code for a protein of 940 amino acids. The record is from RefSeq and is marked provisional. Gene Ontology annotation, molecular function: U5 snRNA binding; GTP binding; GTPase activity. The transcript has a single exon. Gene Ontology annotation, biological process: mRNA splicing, via spliceosome. NCBI's taxonomy places the organism in Eukaryota, Fungi, Ascomycota, Saccharomycetes, Saccharomycetales, Saccharomycetaceae.